This is a messenger RNA of Clupea harengus (Atlantic herring), 5180 nucleotides long. It is a transcript of the gene pak6, whose product is annotated as serine/threonine-protein kinase PAK 6. The coding region runs from base 1500 to 3722 and encodes 740 amino acids. The transcript has 9 exons. Gene Ontology annotation, molecular function: protein serine/threonine kinase activity; ATP binding. NCBI's taxonomy places the organism in Eukaryota, Metazoa, Chordata, Actinopteri, Clupeiformes, Clupeidae. Gene Ontology annotation, biological process: protein phosphorylation. The record is from RefSeq and is a predicted model, not a curated record.
ACAAAGAACGAGAGAAAGAGAAAUGGAAGAAGAAAGGCAUAAGAUUUAAAUAUAUAAAGAGCGAAAGGGGGUGAGAGAGAGAGAAAGGAAGAGUGAAAACAGACAGUGCUCAUUCAUUUAUUCAGUGUCUCAUCAUAUCUGUUGAUUUUUUUCUUGGCAUCAGUGUUCGAUCUGUCCUCCGGUGCCGUCGGGGGCUCGGUUCAUGUUUCUGCAUCCAAAACCCGCCGCUGCUCGGCAUGGCAUUUGAGCUUUCGGGCGAUAUCAUAACAAAACCAACAAACGCCAACUACAAGGGCGUGGGCUUCGUGGGAGGCUGGCAUCGUGGGCACGCUCUCACUCUCUCACAGCACCCACGGCGCAUCGCCUCAUCAAUAUUUAUGAUCACAUCGUCCAUUAAGUCCACCCAAACACUAAGUCAGCAAGACUAUGUGUCACAUUAACCAUCAAAGGAGGAUAGCUGUUUGCACAAGUGCUUGACUCGCCCCUUCAUCAGUAUGGGAGUGGGGAGGGAGAGAGCGAGAGAUAGAGAGAGAGAGAGACAGGGAGACAGAGAGAGACAAGGAGAAAGAGAGAGAGAGACAGGGAGAAAGAGAGAAAGAGAGAGAGAGAGGGAGAGAGAGAAACAGUGAGACAGGGAGGGAAAAGAUGCAUGAGGUCAUUGAAUGUCCUCCAGAGUGCAAACAGCACACAGUAAGAUGAAGGGGGGGGGGGGUAAAAACACAAGUUGUCCUGAAUGACUACUUUCCCUGGAAGUAAGGAGAUUGAGAGCUUGGGUGGCAGGGUCCCUCGCAAGCGCACGGCAAGUCCGAGGUUACCGCGGUCGGGGUGUCUUUGUGGCGCAGGCCUUUUCAUCUCCUCUCCUCGGCUAAUGCACUGUUAACCCUCAGGCCUGGUCCAGCAGCUCACUCAAGUGCUCUCUGCCUGUCAGAUAAAGGCCAAGAGAGGAUGAGCGAGCCCUAAUUGACCAGAUAUCCUUCAUUUCGCGUGGGCACACAAACCCAUCCCCUUCCCCGCCCCAUCCUGCUCCCAGGCACCGGCGCGGAGCCUCAGAUGCCAAUAAAGCAGACGGCAAAAAAACUCGGCCGACUUAAGCAUUUUAGACGAGGAUAGAAAAUGCUCAUCGCGUACCCAACACGAUGUAGAGGCACUGGAGGAUCUAAUCCAGAGCACAUAAGCAAGCUUGAAAUCACCACUGGUGUAAUUUUAGACUAACAUUUAUAGCAGUGUGUUUGGUGUUCUGUGCGCUGAUGGAGAGAGCUUGUGACAGCGUUCAUGGAUUUGACCAUGCUUGAUCAGGGUACAGGAGCCUGAUUCGAAGCCCACAGGGUGCCUUUCAUCUUCUCUGAAGCGUCCGCCGCAGAUACAUUAAAAGUGUCUAUAUGUGGCACCUGCGCUGAAAAACGGAACUAAAGAGAGAACAACAAAGUCACGUCGCGUAUCUCCGAUUAACAGGCAGCUCUUUUUGCAUCCCGACAAGGUUCCCGUGCGAAGAGCUGACGAUGUUCCGCAAGAAGAAAAAGAAGAGGCCGGAAAUAUCGGCGCCAAAGAACUUUGAGCACCGGGUCCACACGUCGUUCGACGCCAAGCGUGGCUGCUUCGUGGGCCUGCCAACCCAGUGGCACAGCAUCAUCGAAAACCUGCGGAGGCCCAGGCCCAUGGUCGACCCAUCCAGGAUAACACCAGUGGAGCUCAAACCAAAGAAGACCAUAGUGCGUGGGAGUUUCAUCGGCCACGGGGACUACAUCUCCGCCAUGCUGUCCGACAUGAACCGCCUGUCCGUCAGCAGCUCCAACUCCCUGCGCAAGAGCAGCCCGUCAGCCCGCAAGCGGGCACAGUCUCUGGGCCGGCUGGGCGAGGAGCGCGAGGGCGAGCCCUACCAGUACGAGGACCUGGCGGUUGCCGACCCGCACGGCGGGGGUGCCGACCCUCACGGCCGCUGGCGGGAGCGGGAACGGGAGCGGGAGCGGCUGCGGAUCGUGCACAGCGAGAGCGGCACGCCACACAUGGGCAUGAAGAAGAGCGUGACUCUGCAGCCCAACGGCGUGCUGCCCCGCGCCAAGUCCACGCACGAGGUCAGCAUCACGUCGCUGGAGGCGCUCGGGCCCCCACCCUUUCCACCGCCGCUGCCCCCCCUGCCCAUACCUGUGAACUACCCACCACCCAUGUACAUGGGCUGCGGAGGCGAGGUGGGCAGCCCCACCGAGCGCCUGAUGGCACGGAGGGAUGUGGCACCGCCCAGGCCGCUGCCACCUCCGGGUCAGAGACCCAUCUCCUGCUUCUACACCCCCGCCGGACCCGCCCACCCUCCACCACCGCCACCGCUGGGGGAGCCUGGAGGACACACUCCUGAGUACCGGCCUAAUGACAGACUCCUCGUCCACCAGCAGAACAGCCCCGUCAGGCCAUACUCAUCCUACGACCUGAAGCGCCUCAAAGUGUACCCAGAGUCCCGUGGGGCUGGCAUGAGAGGGCCAGGCGGCGUGGUGAGCGCCGAUGCCAUGUUCAGGCACCAGCCAGGUCUCUUCGCCAGCUGCACCAGCAGCCCCAUGAUGAGCGUCGCCGCCCGGCCCCCGCACCGGACCGUGCGCUCCUCGUCCAGCUACACCAUCGGCCUGUCGCCCAACAUCAGCCUGCGGCCAUGUGUGCCGGAGCCCUACAUGCGCCACUCGGCCAGCACCAACCCGGGGUUCUACCCGCGCCAGGACAGCCCGUCGCAGCCCCGGCCCUCACCCACGGGCUCCCUGGCCACCAGCCCGCCGGGCACCUGCUCGCCCGCCUUCCGCCCGCCCCAGCACCCGUCGCCGCGGCCCCCGCCCGACCCGCCCAAGGUCACCCACGAGCAGUUCAAAGCGGCGCUGCAGAUGGUCGUGGACAAGGGCGACCCGCGCUCCUACCUGGACAACUUCGUGAAGAUCGGCGAGGGCUCGACGGGGGUGGUGUGCAUCGCCCGUGAGAAGCACAGCGGCAGACAGGUGGCCGUCAAGAUGAUGGACCUGCGCCGGCAGCAGCGGAGGGAGCUGCUGUUUAAUGAGGUGGUCAUCAUGAGGGACUACCAGCACAAAAACGUGGUGGAGAUGUUCAAGAGCGCUCUGGUGGAGGAGGAGCUGUGGGUCAUCAUGGAGUACCUGCAGGGAGGAGCUCUGACCAACAUCGUCUCUGAGACCAGGUUGAGUGAGGAGCAGAUAGCCACGGUGUGUGAGGCUGUGCUACAGGCUCUGGCCUACCUGCACUCGCAGGGCGUCAUCCACAGAGACAUCAAGAGCGACUCCAUCCUCCUCACGCUGGACGGCAGGGUUAAGCUGUCAGACUUCGGGUUCUGUGCCCAGAUCAGUAAAGAUAUCCCUAAGAGGAAGUCUUUAGUGGGCACACCUUACUGGAUGGCUCCUGAGGUGAUCUCUAAAUCACCUUAUGGCACAGAGGUGGAUGUUUGGUCCUUGGGCAUCAUGGUGGUAGAGAUGGUGGACGGAGAGCCUCCAUACUUCAGCGAGACGCCGGUGGCAGCCAUGAAGAGACUACGGGAUGAGCUGGCUCCCACCGUACGCAACAUCAAUCAGAUCUCACCGGUUCUGAGGGACUUUCUGGACCGCAUGCUGACGCGGGACCCGCUGGAACGGGCCACGGCCACGGACCUGCUGGAGCACCCCUUCCUGCUGAAGAGCAGCUCGCCGCAGUGCCUGGUUCCCCUAGUGGAGCAGUACCGCAAGCGCAUGUCCCGAUGCUGAGGCCAAUCCAACACCCUUCUACUCUCCCCCGCAGUACACUGCAGGACUUUUGUGAGACACCACCCCUCCCACCACACACACACAUACACUGCUCACCAGCCAGGCAUCCUCUGGUGUGCCGGGUCAUCACGUCCGGUUUCGCUGGUGAGUUUAUGCCCACGUGGGAACUCUAGGAUGGGGUUGUGGCGGGGGGGAAUUGUUCCCCCGCACGGUUUCGCAACCCACUGGUUGUAGUGGGGAGAGACCACAUCAGAGUCAUCGAACAAAAUGACAUGAGAAGAGAAAGCACUUUAUGCGUGUGUGGGCUACACUGUAGAGACAGUAUUUUUCCCUUGUAUUGUGACAGUAAAAGACUGAGGAGAACUUGAUGCCCAGAAAGAUUCCCCACCAAGUGAACCUCUGUGGUGGUGGAAGCUCUUCCUGGGAGUUCCUGAACUACUGAACGGUCCUAAUGUGUUUUCAAAAAAGGGUUCUCUCUUUUCAAAUGCUCCACUGAGCCACCAUUGUUUCUCUUAUCUGUUCAGUUGAUCAUGUUAUUUAGGCUGUUGUUUCAUUUUGAUUUUGUUUCUAACUCUGCAAAGAUGUUAAAGUGACUUGCUCUGCUCUGCAGUGGAUCAUGAAGAGUUUUCCUCGUGCUCCUCCGAAUGCAAUGCGGACGAUUCGGACUUCCUCUGCAUAUGACAUGCAUGAUCAAAUCAGGGGCACAUUUCGCUUGAAACUGAAUGCGCAGAAAAAAAGUUUCCCAUGUUUGAAGAAAAAUGAUUCUGCUUUCUUGUCAGAGCCCAUUGUGGUGGAUGUUGUUCACUCUACUGCAGUGAUGGCAGAUUUUUUUUAAAUGAGAGAUUAUUAUGAUUUUAUUGUUAGAUCUAUUCCCUAAAAGUGGUCCCUCCAACCUUCUUUACCAAACAAAAAAGAUGUUUGUAUGAUGUGAUAUUUUCAAUAUGGCACCUUGACCUCUCAGUGGUUUCAUUUUAAAAUUGUGACUCGGAAACCUAGCUGUAGGUCAAGUGAUGUACAUUUCAAAAUCAUUAAGACAGCUGUAGCGGAAUUAUGAGAUAAAAGACAACUUAUUAUCACUAUUAUGUUAUUUUAAUUGACUUUAAUUGGAAAGUGUGAGUUUUUACGUCUGGGAUGCAUUUUGUUUAUGUUGUUAGGUGAGCAUCCUAUCAGUGGUACUGUGAUAGCUUUUUUUUAAGGAUGUGUGUAUUGCUACUGAAACAACAACAGGAAAAAAAAAACAUUGUGAGACUGUUUUCUGCAUUUGGUUUGCAUCUAGAUAAAGCACACGGGCUUGGUACAUGAUGCUAAAGGACCUCACCAGCUGAGAUCACAUUGCACAUCACCUUUGUAUUCCUCCCAGAAUACAUUUCAUGGUUGUAUUUGUAUGUAGGUCAUUCAUGAAGAGAAAAGCAUUAUUUUAAUUUUGUAAAAAUUAAUAAAUUAUGCAUAUUGAAUAUU